Messenger RNA from Pocillopora meandrina, 2275 nucleotides. NCBI's taxonomy places the organism in Eukaryota, Metazoa, Cnidaria, Anthozoa, Scleractinia, Pocilloporidae. The record is from the annotation of a GenBank genome assembly.
AUUGUAUGGAUUUUCUCAACUGGUCUUGGAACCCUUCUCUUUUUAGCUAAGAUUGCAAUACUCUGUUGGGUGAAGUUUUACAAUCACAGUGAGCCUGCGGCAGUGGCUGCUUCUGUGGUAUUAGUACCUGUAUGCAUUGUGUUGGUAUGGUUUGUUGUGCAUUUUAACCGAUCUCUUGUCCAACACAAGUAUGAAAUAUCAUUUCAGAGAAUUAAAGAACUUCAAUAGAUUGCAAACCAACUGUACACAGAUACAGGGACAGCACUAAGCUCACAAGCAGCCAGUCCAUGUCCUUAUCACAGGGUUUUAACAUAAAAAACCUACAAAAAGUUACAAGUAAAUGUAUAUCAGGUAGAGGGGAGAAUUAACAAUCAGAUCUUGGGAGUUAAAGGGUUGAACCGCCACCAGUAUUAUCAGUGUGUCAUCAUUGUUGGUCAUAAGUGCAUCGUGAUCUUAUUUUGCUGUCUUUUCUGUGGGGUACUUUUUUUGUAUUAAUAUCAACAGGUUUAAAUAAUUGUAAAGUGGAACCAUAAGUUUUUUAUUAGACUAAGGGCUCCCAUUAAACACCUAAGUAUUAUAAUGAUGCAAAAGAUCUUUUAUUCAGGACUUCAUGUUUUUCCAAACUCAUGAAAAUAGUUUAACCCUUUGACCCCUAAAGGUAACUACAUGUAACAUCUAAUUUCUCCUUACAAUAUCACCCCUGAAUCAAACAUUAGGGUCAUGAGAAUAAAGGAAAUGAUCACCAACUGAAGAAGUUCUUUCUUUCUCUUUAUUGUUAAACAAACUCUCCUUGUCAGCACCUUAGGAAAUCUGUAGAGAACAAUGUGGAGAAUAUGCAUACUGAUGUUUAAGGGUGUGGAGAGUUGCUCAGUAAGUAUAAGUCCAAAGUUUUGUUUUUGUAAUUUCUUUAUGAGAGACCCUUUCUUGUCACUGGACACCUUUGACAUCGCUGAUCUUGACAGUAUACAGGAGAUUUCUUUGCAUAUCAAGAACAGCUCUCGAGGUGAUUUUGCUGACAAAGAGUAAGAUUCUAGACUGCUUAGCAUUUGAUUGUGACAGUGUGGGCAUCACCCUGCUGAGGGAGAAUGGAGGAAUACUCCCUUGGAAAAUUGUGAAAAAAUGGAGUAGCUAAGACAUGCAUGCCCUUGUUCUAAAAAAGAGUUUCAGCUGCUGGAAAGUGUUUGAAGCCAGUACAAAGGAAACAAUGACUACAUCAUAUUUACAAAGAUAAUUACUGGUUAUUUCUCUGGCACCUUACUUUCAAGCAGCAGUUUGCUAUCUCAGAAUCAAUAGUUUAAAUCAGAAACCUUAAAUGCACGAGUAAAAACAAUUUCAAUCUAGGAACAUAAGAAAUAAUUUGUUGGCGUGAGUCUUGCACUCAAUGUGUAACGGUGCGUAACUUGAGCACGUUAGAGUGUACAUAUUCUAACCCAGCUUAGUUAAUACUCAGGCUGCUUUGUUUUCAUCUAGAUGGCGACAAUUUUCCCAACAGAGCAAUAACGACAGCGAGACUUUAUAAUGAAAAUAUUAUAUGUUUAUUGUAAAUGGCUCUGUGCGGUAAACGAAAAAUCUUUUAAGGGAGAGAGAAUACAAUGUUACGAAAAGCUAACAUAGAAAUAAUAUCCACAGUUUAUAAAAGUUUGAAGGAGAGAAAGUGAUCAUUUAGGUAAUUAUUUACAAACUAAAAACACCUCUCUCUCCCAUUAAGUCUUGUUUAGAUUAAUUUGCGUACUAGCGAACUCAGAAUACUUAUUACUUAACAGCACACCAGCAAUUAACCUGGUUUUACUUAUAGAACUAAAUCAAGUUGUUUAGAGGUAUCGAGAACCCCGUCAGUUAUUUGCUGGUGAUCCUCUGCGCACAUUCUUUUCAAAACGAGGAAAGAACUUGUCUUGGUCUCCAAAUAUAUUUUCAUUUUUCCUUCGUAAAUCUCCCUCGAUAUCUAUCUGGCACUGGUGGGUGUUUACUCUGGGGAGCUCGUCCCAUUUUUCCACGUAAACCGUGUUCAACGGCUUUUCCUCACCAAAUGCUUCCCCGUCGCUCAACUAUAAUCACAGCCUUCCCUAUCCAUGAUUAGGAAUGUCAUCACUUCCUCAGCAAGCACCUCCAAAAUAUAUCUGUGGAAAGAAAAUUCAUAUAUAGUAUCGGUCUAACCAAAAGUUCAUUUCUCCUGGUGUGGCGCACACAUAUCCCUCUCCCUGUUGUAUUUUUUUUUUUCUGCAAGAGUCCUGCAGACCCCAACAUUGCAUGGAUGGAAACACUUUUCAGGAUAGAG